Molecule: messenger RNA, 1085 nt
Organism: Neoarius graeffei (lesser salmon catfish)
Lineage: Eukaryota; Metazoa; Chordata; Actinopteri; Siluriformes; Ariidae
Gene: ahsa1a
Product: AHA1, activator of heat shock protein ATPase homolog 1a
Exons: 9
Coding region: 1-1017 (338 amino acids)
Biological process (GO): positive regulation of ATP-dependent activity; protein folding
Cellular component (GO): cytosol
Molecular function (GO): protein-folding chaperone binding; ATPase activator activity
Source: RefSeq, a predicted model, not a curated record
AUGGCGAAGUGGGGACACGGAGAUCCGCGCUGGAUUGUGGAGGAAAGAGCGGACGCGACAAAUGUUAACAACUGGCACUGGACAGAGCGUGAUGUCACAAGCUGGUCACAGGAGGUCCUGAACGAGUUUCUUCUCAGAGUCCGUGUGGAAAAUGAAGACGGUUUCUGCCAAAUCACAGACAUCAGUAAGAUCGAGGGCGAGGCGUCCAUUAACAACCGCAAAGGCAAACUCAUCUUCUUCUAUGAGUGGACCAUUAAAGCUUCAUGGACCGGAACCUCAAAGAAAGGGAUUAAGUACAAGGGGAAUGUUGAGGUGAUGAACCUGUCAGAUGAAAAUGAUAUGGAUGACCUGGAUAUCUGCAUUACCGCAUGUAAAGAUCAGCCCACUACACCUCUAACUGCCCUCAUGAAGAAGGAGGGAGAGAAGGAGGUCAAACUGGCUCUACAGGGCUACGUGUCCCACCUGAAAAAAGAGUUCUCUCAGGGUAUGAUCCUGCCUACAGCUACGGGCGUCAGUACCCAGCAGCAAGCUCAAACAAACGUCAGACUGGAGAAGAAGAAGCCGAGCAGCUCCUCCACCACCUCAAAAUCUCCUGGCUUUGGAGUGAAAAUCCCCACUGCCUCAUUUAGUCUGAAGGAGACAUUCUUCACCUCACCUGAGGAGCUUUACAGAGUCUUCCUCAACCAGCAGAUGGUUCAGGCGUUCACACACCUCGCCGCCUGCGUGGACGGGGUGAGAGGAGGACAGUUCCGGCUGCUAGAGGGAAACGUGCAUGGAGAAUUCGCUGAACUGGUCCCAAACCAGAAGAUCGUCAUGAGGUGGAGGUUUUCAUCUUGGCCUGCAGGACACUUCUCGACAAUCACGUUGGACUUUACAGAUCGACGCAGUGAGACAGAACUGUCGCUGGAGGCGAAAGGCGUGCCCAGCGGUGAGGAGGACAGAAUGAAGGAGGGAUGGCAGAGAUAUUACUUUGAUGCCAUUAAACAGACGUUCGGUUACGGAGCUCAGAUCUGUUAAGCCACAGAUUUGUCAUUUAUUUUUAAAAGCACAAUGAUGCUGUGAUGACUAGCGUGAAAACAUCCUGA